Messenger RNA from Mya arenaria, 6166 nucleotides. RefSeq names its product inner centromere protein B-like. The coding region runs from base 129 to 1004 and encodes 291 amino acids. NCBI's taxonomy places the organism in Eukaryota, Metazoa, Mollusca, Bivalvia, Myida, Myidae. The transcript is spliced from 8 exons. The record is from RefSeq and is a predicted model, not a curated record.
UAUUGACAUUCUUGCAUGUUGUAUACAAACUUCAGAAGUUUUUUAAAUUAGGAAAUACAAGAGUGGGCCAGAAAUCUUAAUUACUUCCAUCGAUAAUACAACUGUAUAAGGCAACGUGUAAGUGGACUAUGGGUUGUGGUCAGUCCCAGGUUGGGCCAGCAGUCAGUGAGGACAAGGCACCGCUUGACCGCCCCAAGCAGAAUGGCACAACAAAAACUAGCAAUCCAUCAGAUAGCAAGCAAAUAUCUUCUACAGACUCUAAUGCAAACAGGGCAGACUCCCAGACAAAUAAUCCAGUGCCGAGAUCAGUGGCAUUCACAUUAGAUUUAGACGGAAAGGAGACAAAUAAUGCACUGCUGGGACCUCCUCCACCAAGACUUAAGCGGCUGGACCCCCUCAAUGUUCCAAAACUGACAGCAAAUGAGCUUGCUGAGAAACAGCGCCUGGCUGAUGAGAAACGCGAGUCGGAACUGAAACGAAAGCAAAGUGCUUCCCUUAAAGCAUCUAGACGACGUAGACAGAUUCUGGAUGCCCAGAAGUUUGAUCAACAGCUACAACAAAAGGAAAAACAGGAAAUGAUAGAGGAGUCACUAGAGUCGGCAGGAAAAUCUCGUGAGGCCAAGUUAAAAGAUCGUCAACUUAAACAGCAGCUGAGGGAACAGAGGGCACAACGAGCAAGGGAACGGGUGAAGAAGUUGAAUGACCUUGACCAGGAGUUGGACAUCGAGGUGGAGAAAGACGAAGACUACAAUGCUGAUGAAGUUGACUCCUGGCUUGAUGGUGACAACAACAACAACAACAAUGAUAGUCUACAUUCUGCAGACUCAGACGAGAAAAUUUACAAUGGUCGAUCCAGCCCACAAAAGCAGAUUAAAUCAGAAAAAAGGGGUUUGAACAGGGGCAUCAGUGCUAACACCAUAGACAGUUUUGACAAUGCAUACAAUCGCAAACAACCUGGUGCCUCCCAAAAUGCUGAAAUCAAGGAUGACUUCUUCGAUACAUAACCUAGGUCUUGCUCUAGGGUAUUAGGCUAGGCUUUUGUGUAGAACAUGCUUGAUUUGGUACAUGAUUAUAAUACUUAGCUGAAAGCUCAGGAUAACCUAUAUACGCAUUUACAUGUGAUAAAAAUGCCCGAGUAGAUGUCUUCUUUUUUAAGAGCACAUCAAAAGUAUAUACUUAUUCAGAGAUUAAAAAUGUGAAUUAGUAUUGAAUUAAUUUUACAUAUAUUUUUUAAACCUCACAGUUUUGUUUUGUUAUAUUUUAGUAUUAACAGAAAGUCUCUUAUUUCAAGUGUUAAAUUAAGUAUACCUAUGCAGUCACUAGCUAUUCUCAAUACAUUCUUUAUAUGAUUUUAAAUGACAGAAUGACAUCUGUUUUAAUGAUGACUGAUUAACAGAUCAGGGUUGACUCUCUUAGGGGUAUGGUGUCGGAGGACUUUCAUAAAGUAUUUUUGCCAGAAAAAGGAAGUUUUGAAUUAACUUUUGGAAAAAAAUGAAAUUAAAUGCUAUGAAUUCUAGUGACCACACAUUGCAGGUGAAAAAAUACAUAUGUUUUGGCUAUUUUUGUCUGGUUUUAAGAACAAAUAAUUGUUCUUAACCUGUUCAAUAUAGGGGGUAUUUUUACUCAAAAUUGGACAAAAAAACCCAAACAUUUUACCUUUUAAGGUGGUAAAACAGGGUAGAAUUAUAGCCCAAAAUAAUAAGAAAGACAACCCAGCAGCUGAAAUCUCUGAACUUAGCAAUGGCUCAGAUGAUCUUUAUGCAUAUGAAAUGUAGCCUUGACUCACCAUAUGUGUAGGAAUUUUAGCCAAUCUAUGGGGCCCAUACUUGGUAUGGGCGGACUCCGCGCUUCUUAAUAUACCAUUAGGCCCUUGAAGACAGGAAUUAUUUGUUUCAUGGAGGCAUUGCAUUACACAUUUUGAUAUUAUUGCUUCAUAUACAACAUAGUUUCAGCCAGGAUGCUUGUCAGCAACUCAGUAUUUAGUAUUAUAACAGUGCUCAUAUAAUGAGAGAUUUUUGUGUUCAAACAUGUAGUCAAUAUCUACCUUGAUGUGUUUGUUACAUUAUUAUUAAUGCUUAUUUAUUAUCAAAGGAUAAUAGUCUCAAAUAGAUAUUGGGCUGAUUGUUCAGAACUUUGUUUAAGUUAGCAACCUUAUCAAAGGCAUCAUUGUCAAAUCUAAAGGUGAAUCAUUUUAUGAUGCGCUUCUACCAGUGCAGCUUAAGCAGUUGUUUAAACAUUUGUAAGAUAUUCUGCAGAUUGUAAGACCUUUUAGUGUUUCCAUGAAACUUCCAUAGAAGUAAAAUUUGCUUAUUGGAAAGUUAAUAACAUUGCUACUCAUACAAUGUUCUGGACAAUUGGUCCAUUGUUCCCAUUUCAAUAAAGGAUUUAAUUAUAACCUCGAAAAUCUUAAUCUUAUAGAAACAACAUCAAGAAGGAUUAUCAUAAUGUUCCUUCUUAGAAUUUUGUUAUUAACCUUUACUAGACUGAAUUCAUUUCACAUAAUUAUAAUAGCAAAAAAAUCUAAAAGUAAGUAUGAUUUUGGUAAUUUAUGACUAAACUCUUUAAUGAACUGGGUCUAUUGUUUUAAAUUUUAAGUAUGUAUUGCUGUGUUGGAAGUACAAAAUACAUCAUUUUGGUUAUUAUGUAUGCUAACUAAAUAAUGAUUAUGCAGAAUUUAUUUGUGAUAAACCUUCUUAGCUGGACAAUAUGACAAACAAAUAAGGAGGGCUAAUUACUACCCACCCCAGUGUCAGUGGCCGCAUCCUGUUAAAGUGUAAGGCAUUUUAAAUUAUAACUCUUAUACCCUUCAUUCAAUUCACUUCAAACUUCACAAAGAUGUUCUGGACCAUAAUACAAUUAUGUUACAUAACUCCACAUCAUCCUAAAUACAAAUUAUAGCCCCUGAUUGACUAAGGAACAUAGGUUAAGUUGUGUCUGGUUAAAGUUAUAGGUCAAUGAAGUUUGGAUUUUCACAAAUAACUCCUAUAACCUUCAUUCUAUUGACUUCAUACUUCACACAAUUGUUGACGGCCAUCAUACAGGUUACACAACUCCAUGUAAUAAUAAACACAAAUAAUGGCUCUUGAACGUCUGGUUCAAGUUUUAGGGCAACUUGAGGUUUUAACUCAGAUCUCAAAUACUGUUCAUUCAAUGGACUUCAUAUUUCAAACAGUUGUUCAAGGCCAUCACACGAUUAGGUUACAUAAUUCUAUAUUAACUUAGAUACAAGUUAUGCCUGAUUUUUUAUUUACUUUUUUAUUUGACUUUUUUUCCUUUUCAUUGUUUUUGACAGGCACAUCAUUAAUACAUUCAUCUCUUAGAAAAAGCAGCGUAUAGUCGAGCACACCUCCUCGACACUACGACAGCUCUUACUUAAUCAAUUGUGAUAAUAAAAACGCUAGAACAAAUGGGUAUAUAAUAUAACAUGGCUCUAUCCUUUGUCUUCCAUAAGUUUCACAACUGACUGUCAACCAGUCAGCUGACUGUCAACCAGUCUACAGUUUGAUAUUCUUUUGAUAAUCUGUUACUCUUAAUGAACAAACAACACAUUCUUCGAACUUUGCCAUUUAAGAUGGCUUUUGUCUGCCUUAGAGGUUGUACAAUAAUAUAACUUUUAUGUCUGUCAAUGUUUUACAAGAAAUAUAAAUUGUACAGUAUAUGUAUAUCGCUGCGAUUGCCUCUGCAAUAACAUGACAUGAUUUUCGUUUUUGCUUGUUCUGAUCUUUUAUAACUUACAUACAUGAAAUUUUCACAUACAUGUAUGCAUUUAAGCAUUUGUAUACUUUCUUUUUACCCAAGAUGCACAGCAGCACUGUGAUAUGUUUAAUAUGGAUUUUUAUCACAAAUGUAUGUAUAAAUCUUCACGGUUCAUAGUGAUGUAAGUUGAAAUGUUGUGUGUUCAUUUAAUAUAUUGUGUUAAGUAUAUUAUGUUUAUGUAAACAUUUAUUUUUACAAAAAAAAGUAUUAUUCUGUUCCAGUAUCUAUGAAACUGUUGCCAUAUUUGACACAUUUGUAACAAGAAAAUGUAUUCAAUAUUAGAAAGAUAUUUUUGUGAACAUCAUACAUGAAAAAAUAAGGAUUUAGUUUAACCUAAUUUGUAUAUUUAGAUAUUGUUAUAUAUCAAAUAGUUUCUGGUUUAAGAUAUUUUAGUACCAUGUCUAAUCAACGGACAUACUUCGUGAUGAGGGUGUUGAACUGAUGAUCGAAUCUAUAGGAGGACUGACUAUUUUACGUCUUUAAACAAAGUUUAAACAGGAAGUACAACUUUUUUAUAAUAGUGAGGUUGCAUAAGACUGGUUGUACUCAUACAAGUAAAGGCUGCAGUUUGCUCAUGUACCUGUUUAUGUAUCUACCCGAACAAGUAAAGGCUAGGGAUGGCUUAUGUACCUGUUUAUGUAUCUACCCGUACAAGUAAAGGCUGCAGUUGGCUCAUGUACUUGUUUAUGUAUCUAACCGUACAAGUAAAGGCUAGGGAUGGCUUAUGUACCUGUUUAUGUAUCUACCCGUACAAGUAAAGGCUAGGGAUGGCUUAUGUACCUGUUUAUGUAUCUACCCGUACAAGUAAAGCCUGCAGUUGGCUCAUGUACCUGUAUAUGUAUGUACCCGUAUAAGUAAAGCCUGCAUUAGACUCAUGUACCUGUAUACGUAACUACCCAUACAAGUAAAGGCUGCAGUUUGCUCACGUACCUGUUUAUGUAUGUACCCGUACAAGUUAAGGCUGCAGUUUGCUCAAAUCUUUUUCACGUGUGCUGAUAGGUUCACCAACUCAUGCAAAAAAUUUGACUUGUGAUCUGGCUAACAUAAUGAUCUUAAGCUAUAAACUUGAACAAAUUAAACAUUCACAGAUGACAUGUAAAAGUAGUUUGCAUACAAGCAAUGUUUUGUAAGCAAUAGGCACCCACAACCCGAGUUAUUGAGAUUAUUUCAAACACGAAGGCUGUGGUUGACGUAACUGUUUUGUCUUAAGUUGUCUAGGAUAAUGUUCAAUAAGCAGGGAUCGUUAUAAGUGAACAGCGAUUUAAUUUAUCCACAUGGUAGUUAUAGAACAGUUAAACCAAUUAUACUAGUAACCAUUCCGAUAUCAGAGUUUAUAUUUAGAGGAAAACAAGAAAUCAUUCCAAAAUCUCCUAACUAAUGUUUAAUUCUCGUAUGCAGUAUGUGAAAUAAGUAAGUAAGCUUGUCACUUUUGUAUAGGGUGGAAACAGUAUUACCAAAUGUAUAUUGUAUUUUUUUAUAGGGGUAACCAGUUUUUUAACUGUUUGUGUUUUGUGAUCAAAGUGUUUGGUUUAUGAUGUUGCCAUUUUUAAUCUUGCUUGUUUUUUUAUUUGUUUACUUGUAGAUGUUCCUAUAGAGCUAUGUGUAUCACACUUCCUAUAUGUGUUUAGAUAGGCUUUUUCAUAAAUUCUAUAUUUACUGAGAUCAUUUGUUUUCAUUGUUAUAUAAAAUGAAACAAUCAUUACUGUUUAUAAAUACUUUUACUUGAUAUUGUACCAAUCUAAAGAACAAUGAAAGCACUGUUUAAAUGCCUAUCACCUGUAAAUUGUGUAUCCUUGUUUAAUGAAACUGUUGUUUUGGUCUCAAUUUUUUUUUUAUUCCUGUAGUUUAGGAUUCUUUUAUUGUCAGGGGUUAAAUAUGCAUAAAGCAUAUGACACUUCUAGGUAUAAUCUUAUUCAGAAUUUUAUUUUUUCCAUAAAUGAAUUAUAACAAUGUUGUUGUUCUAAACCUGUUUAUUUGUGUAGAUGAUGGCAUAUGUUGGCAAUCAGUGAGAGAAAUAUGUACUUUCGGUUGCACAUUAAGCCGAUUGCUAUUUCCGAAAUCCUGUGUAGAACUUUCAGUCCAAUCAGCACCUUUAAUGUGAUGAUGCUGUUUGUGGAUAAUGCUCGUCAUCUUUCAUGAACAAUUGAAAUAUAUUAUGACUGACCCGUUACAUAUUUGUUAUGUUACUUUCAGUGCUGUUUUGAACAUGUGUUUUUUUUAAUUUACAUAUUAAAUUUGGUUAAGUAGAUAUCAAAUGGUACUUUAAAUGCUGACAAAUAGCUAUUAAUAAUUGUAAAACUUAAUUCUGAAUACUAUUAUCACUGUAAGUCUCUGAAAUAUUUAGACAUGGAAGAAGUAGUAACUGUGUUAAUUCAUUUGAUAUUUUAUACUUGUUACGGUAAAUAAAAGA